Metarhizium acridum CQMa 102 is the source of this 2298-nucleotide messenger RNA. RefSeq lists its product as uncharacterized. NCBI's taxonomy places the organism in Eukaryota, Fungi, Ascomycota, Sordariomycetes, Hypocreales, Clavicipitaceae. The record is from RefSeq and is a predicted model, not a curated record.
AUGACUCGUCCAGCUUCACUCAGCAGGAGAUUCACGCUGUCAUCAAGAGAUGAUGCCGACUCUUCUCUGUCGCAUCUGGGUUCUAGCCGCCUCUCCUCUCAUCGCCGAAGCCAUACUGGCGUGGAAGCCCGUCAUCGUGCUGAGGAGAAGUUGGAGCGACCUUGCUCGGAGUUCCAGCUUCACAGCAUCAGCAGCAACCUCUACGCUGGCGACUUACACGACACAAUGCUGCUGGGAGAGGGACUUCGUGCUCGUCGAGCCAGAGAUGACGUGGCAGCUCUAGUAGAUUUUCUGAAGAAUCAUCCGCCGCCGCCUGAUAACUUCAUGUCGAUACCAUACGGAGAUGAGGGACAUGGCCGCGGAAGAUGGUCCAAAAUCAAGAAAAUAGGAAGAAGGAGCAAAUCCAUGCCCAAGCAACCACAAAACAUCCAACUGCCAGACUCGGCAGUGGCAGGCAUCACCACUGGAGGGCAUAGGCACAUUGCCAUUUCGAUUCCAAUUGAGGCAAUUCCGUAUGGGUUUGAGAUACGGUCCCAGUAUCCUGUCUUCACCCACGACACACAAAUUGGAACACCAAGCAAAGGACCGAUCAGAACGUUCAGGAAUGAAAAGGGCGUUGUUACCGUUUUGCGGCCCGUGACGGAGGUAUAUGAGUCAGAUGCUGGUUCGGUUGCUACUAAAUCUCGAUCGCCAUAUUUGAACUCCCAGGGACACCGCCCUCCUCUGUUACCGCCACACAAGCCAACGAACAGCUUAACGGGCCAAGUCCAUGAUUAUAUUGGCAUUUUGCCAACAAAGUUUGACACGCCACUACUUCAUGACAGCUCGGCACCAUGGCAUAUCUUGCGAAGUCCAUCGAGAGAUGACGGCUCGGUAGGCGAACAAAAUCCGGCGGUGUUUCGGCGGUCUGCGUACCCUGCACGAGCUUCUAGUAUGGUUUCCAAUAGGUCUGUGAGACACCCACCGUCUAUUGACGGCUUGAUAUCACCGCAGGACCAGGUUGCGGGAGCGAGCAAUGGUGCGCGGUCGAAACACUUGUCCAACUCGUUGACCCAGGCUCCGUUGCAGCGAGCACUUUCAACGAGCAACAACAACCACCCUGUGAACAGCAUCGAUGCUCACAGAUCAGAAUCCGGACCGUCGUACAUCAGAGACUUGAGUGCAGCACUAAGCCGGGACGAUAGCCAAAAUCGGAAUACUGCUUCGAAGACAGACGCUCCUGUUCUGUCACAUUCAGAGGACUAUCGACACGCAAGCUCAGGGUCAAGCUGGAACAGAAAGGAUAUUGUUAGAGAGAGAAAGCGGCGCGACAUUGAGGCGGCCAAGUGGAAUGCAAAAGUAAAAGAUCUGCUGGUAAAAGAUGCUUCCAAGGCGACACAGCGACCAUCAACUGCCCAACCAUCGUCACGACCAGCAGCAGCGGUUUCGGACGAGACGUCAAACGCUAUGCCGGGUCAUUCAACCUUAACAUUGAGUGAUCUCAUGGUGGUGAUGGAUGUCGAGCCGUCUUUUGCAGGCGAAAAGGGCGAGCCCGUCCGUCCCAAGACCGCGCCUGCAAAGAAGUCUUCAAAGGCGGACUUCGAAAUGCCUCUGCCCUCAACUACCGUCAACACACAAAGUAUUCUGACCCCGCCAGCCUCCACGUGUGGCUCGCCAUCACAACAACAUGGCGUGUCAGAUCGCACGUCCUUGACCCGUCGACGAGAAUGGAAGGCCAUCAGGGAACAGGAGCGCAGGGCGCGCGAUGCGAUGGCUAUGGCCAGAGCAAGGACACAACAGUUAGCUUCGGGUGGAGUGGCAUACGAGAACGGCUCGGUUUCUCAAGCAGACAAGGAGGUCAUGCGCUUAUACGAAGCGUACCGCGAGCAUCGGUUGCGAGACAUGGAGCGCCGGCUCCGUAGGUUGGAACGUAACGGCGACGUCUGGCUCCAGGCUUUAGACAACAUGAAUAAAACUAUGGCGUCUUCCAACAACUGGCCAUUUGAGGACAUUAGGGACUGGCCCGACUGGGCAUCCGAUGGCGAAACUUCAGGCACAGCAGAUAGGACGGACCGGGAAAUGGAAAAGACGCGACUAACACGGCGGCCCAGCUUGUCCCAAGCCGGACUCCUGGAGAAGUUGAAUAGGCAUGCGAAUAACGACGAUGCAUGGAGUGAUAGUGUGAGCAGGAGUGACGACGCAAGCGGGCUGGGGACGAUUGAGCCGUUGAUGAGGGAACUGGCUGGAGAGGCAAGGCGAUGGCAGGAAACGACGCAAUCGCCAGUCAUUACGAAGAGUGGACAAUUCCACGCCAUAUAA